AUGCUAACCUGCGCACCGGGUGUUGUUGCCGCUGUUGAUUCUCUGCUUGACGAGCAGUCUGUUACAGUCCGUUCAAGCAAUAUGGCUGAAUUUACCGGCGACCGGAACGAAGUAACAUCACCAUAUGGAAAUAACCUUCAUCACCAGGAAAAUGUUACACAUGGUCAGUUUGCAUUUACAACUAAUGAGGCUGGCAAUUACCUAGCAUGUUUCUGGGUGGAUGGCCAUAAUCAAGGAGGUGGAGAUAUAAGCAUCAACCUUGACUGGAAAACUGGAAUUGCUGCAAAGGAUUGGGAGUCGGUCGCUAGAAAAGAGAAAAUAGAGGGUGUUGAGCUUGAGCUGAGAAAGCUUGAAGGAGCAGUAGAUGCCAUCCAUGAAAAUCUACUCUAUCUUAAGAGCAGAGAAGCAGAGAUGAGAACAAUAAGUGAAAAAACGAAUUCGAGGGUGGCAUGGCUCAGUAUCAUGUCUUUGGGGGUCUGCAUUAUGGUUUCAGCUGUGCAGUUAUGGCACUUGAAGCGAUUUUUCCAAAAGAAGAAGCUAAUUUAG
Molecule: messenger RNA, 546 nt
Organism: Ilex paraguariensis (yerba mate)
Lineage: Eukaryota; Viridiplantae; Streptophyta; Magnoliopsida; Aquifoliales; Aquifoliaceae
Source: the annotation of a GenBank genome assembly